This is a messenger RNA of Somion occarium, 3152 nucleotides long. The record is from the annotation of a GenBank genome assembly. Lineage: Eukaryota; Fungi; Basidiomycota; Agaricomycetes; Polyporales; Cerrenaceae.
ACUCUUGCUUCAGAACUUUUGCCCACGUUUCUUCAUUUCCGCUCUACUCUCGUGCUCUCAGACUCACUGUUGCCUUGCGGUCAGCUUUGAGCUUCCUUGGAAAUACUGGCGACAAGGGUUGCGGGAACGAAAUGCGUCGGCAGUGUCUUUCAUUUAACUCGCGCACUAAAUCGUCAUCAUAAUCCUCAAAAUUCAUCCGGAUCGUACAUGCGUCGAUGCUGCUUUUCUACUCUUAGAAGGCCAGAUUUGGCUCUUCCUGUAUCAUCUAAUCCUAUUUAUUAUACCCGUCAUUAUGCUUCUCAUGCUGCAUGUUACGCUCCUUUGACCCCUGAACCGCAAUCAUUGCCCGAGUUCAAUUCUCAGGAAGAAAAACAGUCUGCUGACCCAUUAGACGUUGCUUGUUGCAACUUUGACCAUCUUGCUCUUACGACUCGCUUUGACUGGAGGCUGCGCGCACCUUCUCGACUUCGUGUCGAUCCUCGCAAGACCUCACCUAAGCACCGCCCACGCCGAGGUCCCAAACGCGCCCAACCGCCUCAUGAGAAUCUGCAGCAAGGCAAUCGUUUCUAUGAAGAGCUUCAGGCAUACCAGAAACAUUUCCUUCCGCUCCUCGCAGCUGAACAAGCUGAAGAUGAGGAAGUUCUCAAGGAACGGUUGUCAAGUUGGAGCGAGGAACGUUUAAAGCAGGAAGGCUAUUGCAUAACAGGGCUUUCGGCCUUUUGGUUAGAGAACAAUCACUUCGGACGCCCUGUUGCUUCAUUUGCCCUAGGUCCAGGAAUUACCCUGCCGGAACAUCGCUUUGAGAAUGGCACCCAGGUUCUGUUGACCCGGUUGGAUCCACUGCAGGAGGAACCCGAACGUGGAAGCAUUGUUGGUACGACCGAGACUCAACUGCGAGUUUGUUUCCAAGAAAUGUUCGAUCUGGACGCUGGACAAUGGAGACUUGACGUUGGACGCUCUAGUAUAGUCUUCGACCGCAUGCGUACCGCGAUUUCACAACUCAACCACGACCCUUCACGUCAAGAGAGCCAAACCGGUACAAAUGACUCAGAUCGUCAGUUCAUCUUGCAGGGAACACAUCUUCGUGAUAUUCUUCUUCGGUCGUUUAUACGUACACAGCAAGACUCUGAUGCUCAGUCUGAGCCUGACAGCCAAGAGGAUGUACCAUCUGCGUCAGCUUCUGUUACCCUCAUGGAUCACAGAGGCGUCUUCAAAGAUGAUGUUCGUAUCCAAAGUUGGGCAACACGUUACUCCUCGCCUGACCCAGUAGUCAUCGAGGGAGACCCCAUUCUGAAGGACCUCAAUUCAACUCAAAUUCGGGCUAUUGCUAUGAUGAUCGGUCAACGUUUCACCCUUGUUCAAGGACCCCCCGGAACAGGCAAAACUAAGACCAUCAUCGAGGCUGUUCGUCUUCUCAAGACUCAUUUUGAAGUCUUCCAUCCUAUACUUCUCUGCACCUACACCAAUGUCGCUGUGGACAAUCUCGUCGAAGGUUUGCUCACGACAGGCCUCAAACCCUUACGUAUCGGUUAUGGAGGCAAAGUAAAGGAAUCGCUUCGCGAAACUACUCUCGAAGCCAAGAUCGCCGCGCAUCGGCUCUCCAAGGAUCUCGAAAGAGUUAAUGCACAGACGGAAAUGGUCGAAAAGCGCAGGAAGAAUUUGCUCAUGCGGAUAUCUGAAUUGAGGAGUAAGAAGAUGGCGAGUCUUGCAGGGAGGUUGAUAAACAUGGAGACGGACCUGAUUUGGAUGGAUAGGCAGUUGGCGGCACUGAAAGCAAAGGGCUAUGCGAUUUAUCAAGAAAUGUUGAAGGACAUCGUGUCGGACGCUGAUGUUGUGUGCACGACUUGCGUUACCUCGGCAUCCAUGGCUCUCAACGUGUGUGACUUCCCCGUGGUUUUCGUUGAUGAAGCAUCUAUGUCCACGGAACCUGCCUCUUUGAUUCCGCUCAUGAAAGGCUAAUUCCUAGUCUCAGCAUGUUGCCCUGAUUGGCGACCACAAGCAACUUCCUCCGGUCAUUACGAGCCCAGAAGCACAGGCCAAAGGCCUUGGUAUAAGUCUCUUCGAGCGACUAGCCGAGGAAGGAAUCGUUCCUUCCAUCAUGCUCGACAUCCAGUAUCGCAUGCAUCCUAUGAUCUCACACUUUCCCUCCCAUGAAUUCUACAACUUUGGUCUACGCAAUGGUACCGUCGACGCAACAGGCGCAGUCCCUGCUCAUCUUCUUCCUCCUACUUUCAGUCUCCCUAUGUUUAAUGCCGAUGGGGAGAAUCGACCCUCGGUCAUUUUCUUGGACCAUCAAGGAAUCGAGUCGAUGAAAGAUCGAAGUCGGGUGAAUAUUAACGAAGCGCAUCUGGUUUGCAGUGUCGUGGAAGAUCUGCUCCUUCAAAACGAACAAAUGCGUGGACAUGAUAUCGGUAUCAUCGCACCCUACGUCGCCCAAAUCUCCUUGCUCAAUCGGUUACUCAACAUUGACGCCAAGUAUAAGAAACGUUUCGAGUCUGUCCUGGGCGCGCACCGUGCCAUGCAACUCCCGCACAUUGAAGUCAAGACUGUAGACGGGUUCGAAGGUCGCGAGAAGGACGUCAUUAUCUUCAGUACAGUCCGAAACAACUCCUCGGGUCAUAUCGGUUUCCUUGCGGACCGAAGACGGCUGAACGUUGGGUUGACGAGAGCUAAGAGGGGUUUAUUCGUGUUGGGUAACAUUGAUACUCUCAAAGCUGGGAGGACUGGUAGAGGUGGAAGUUUAGACGUGGCGAGCGCGUUCAUGAAGGUUGGGAAGGGAGCUGAAGCCUGGAGACGCUAUGCCAAGUUCUUAGAUGAUGAGAAGUUGAUAUUGAAGCUACAAGGAGAGCAGUUGAGAAAAGUAUUAUAUGGUAAUUACCCAUUGUAACAUUGAUAUGUUUUCUUGCGUACGUUCACUGUACGUAUGCUUCCGUUGUCAUGUAGAUCUAAUAGUACGUUCUGGGUAUUAUGUUUUUGGACAAUCCCCUCUCUUCAUGGCGCAGUUAUACAACACUACCAUACCCUCAUAUUACAAAGUCUCCGUGAUGUAUUUGCUCUGCAUCCGACAUCCUAAGUUACAUGGUGACAAACACAUUAACGAUACACAUUUGAGCAGGCAUGCUAUAUAUCCCUCCUGGAUUUCAUCUACCCCU